Molecule: messenger RNA, 4315 nt
Organism: Adelges cooleyi (spruce gall adelgid)
Lineage: Eukaryota; Metazoa; Arthropoda; Insecta; Hemiptera; Adelgidae
Product: tonsoku-like protein
Exons: 3
Coding region: 256-4170 (1304 amino acids)
Molecular function (GO): protein binding
Source: RefSeq, a predicted model, not a curated record
UAAAAUUUUGUUUUCUGUCUUAUCAGUUAUCCCUAGUUAAUUGUAAUUCGAUUUUGUAAUUUGGAAAUCAUUUUAUUGCAUUUUACAGUUCAAAUUUUCUGUAUUAACCACUAAAAACACCCGCCACUAAUAGUAGUUUUUUUAAAAUAUAAUAUAAUAUAUUCUACGAUGAAUGUACUAAAUAAAUAUUUUGCUUAUUUAAUGUUAGCGGAGAGAUUACUUUCCUGUUAGUAACAGUUUGGAAUUAUAUAAGAAAUGGCCUGUCAAAUAGAAGAAAGAAAAUGGCUUAAGAAAAAAGAAAAAGCUUUGUUGGAAAACAAUUUUGACAAUUUGUAUUAUGCUUGUAAAGAGUUGGCUGACAUUUAUUUUGAGAAAGAAGACUACGAGCAUGCUUUAAGUCAAUACGAACAGUGUGAAGAUGCGGCUCGUCGCUGUGGCGAUGAUAUUCGUUUAGCAGUGGCUAACAGAAUGAUUGGUGAAAUGUAUUGCUACCUUAAUGAUUUUGAUAAUGCUGUAAAACAUCAAAAAAUUCAUUUAAAAAUAUCUCAAACAAAAAAUGAUAUUGUAGAACAGCAAAGAGCUUUAGCCACUUUAGGUCGGACACAAUUCUUAUGUUCUGAAAUGUGUGAAAGUCAUGAGUUGUUUAAAAAAAGCGAGGCCUUAAAAACGUCAGUUAAAUAUUAUUUAAAGAGUUUAGAAGUAUGUAACAAACUUGGAAAAGAAGUUGGCGCCAAAACUUUGUCUGAAAUGAAAGCUAGACUCUAUAUUAAUUUAAGUCUAUGUGAAGAAUCAGCUGAUGAACUAAAUAAGUCCAUGGAGUAUAUAAAUAAAGCGAUGAAAAUAUGUUCUGAUGCUGAGUUAAUUGAAGAGCUGUGCAAAUGUUAUUCCAUUAAAAGUACAUUGUAUUCUAAACAGGAUAAUUUUUCCAAAGCAAUUCAGUGUGUUGAUCAAGGUCUUCAAAUAGCAUCGAGGCUUCAAAACAAAAAAGACAUAGGUACGGAACUUUUAUCGCUUAAAGCAGAUCUAUUAAUCGAUAUCAACGAUUAUCAGACGGCCAAAAGUGCUAUGGUUAAGGCGUAUAAAUUGAAAGUACAUUCUAUAAGUGAGUUUAAGGAGGUGGAAAAAAAGCUAAAAAUUAUAAGCCUAAUGUGUAAAACUGAAAACAGUCUUUUAGUUGUGUCACAGGUGGACUAUGAUCAACGAAGACAGUUAAAUGAAAAAUUGGGCGACGCUUGUAUUGCGUUGAAAAAAUAUUCAAAAGCGAUUUCUUAUUAUGAGAAAAUGUUGGAAAAUUCUGAACAUUGCAGCAUGUCUGGGAAGAGCUUGAUACCUUGUUAUGUUUCAUUGGCACAUACUUAUAAAGACAAUGGACAAUUUUAUCAGGCGCUAGAAUACUUCAAUAAAGAAUUGAACGUGUAUGAUGAAAACAGUAUUGAGGCGUGUAAAACAUUGUUAAAUAUCGCUGAUGUUAUGGAAGCUCAGUACGAUCCUUUUGAAAAAAUUUGGUUGAUAUACGAAAAAGUUAAAUCGAUAGCAAAAAAAAAUAACAAUGGACAACUUCAGUUGGCUGCUGUAAAAGGAAUGAAAUGCCUAGCCGAAGACAGAGAACAGACUGAACUGAUCAAUGGUUUGUCCAGCGAGUUAAAUUCACUUAUGGAGUAUGAAGCGGAUUCUGUUGAAACUGAAAAUGAUGUACCUGAGAUUUGGGAUGAAAUUUCUUUAAACGAAAUUUCUGAUUUUGAAGAUGAAGAAGACAAAAGAAGAAAGAGACAAAAAAUAACAGCAAUUCCAGAAAAAAGAAACGAGAAAGGAGAAACCCCUAUUAUUCCCGCUUGUGCUAAGGGUAACGUCAAGUUAGUUUUGAGCCUAUUAAAACAAGGACAUUCUGUUAAUGCUGGCGAUACUCUCGGUUGGACGGCAUUGCAUGAAGCUAGCAAUUAUGGUUAUGUCGAUGUUGUUAAUGUCCUUUUAGAUCACGGGGCCGAUAUUAAUAAUCGAGGUGGACCUUGCUGUGAAGGUAUAACUCCAUUGCACGAUGCUGCAGCUUGCGGAAAUUUAGAAGUUAUAGAUUGUUUAUUGGACAGAGGGGCAAAUCCCUUGGUUAGGACUAAUCAAGGUGAAACUCCCUUGGAUUGUUUAAUAGCUUGUCGCAAUCGAGUUAUUCUGGAAGAACGACGAGAACUAAGUCCAGAUCGGUUGGCUCAUUUCUGGGCGAUUGUUGACCGCCUUAGUGAUUGUUUGCGUAAAGCAGGUCAUACCCCUCCGGUUCCUUUGACUGAUGUAGAAGAAAUUUUAAAAAAUGAGGAAAAACCUGUAGAUAAUUAUUUAGGAACGGUACCUGAAAACGACCGCAGGAGAAAUAAAAAAGCUUGUAAAGUUAAAGAAAACUUAAAAGAAACAGAGAACACUACAGCGGCCAAAGAUUACAAAAAUACAAUUAGUCAAUUAAGGAACAGUAACAAGAGAAGGCGGGACGAAAUUGAAGAUAUUAAACAUUUUGAAAAAACCCAAACACCGUUGGUUGAAAAUUCAGCCGAUGACUGGUUGGACAACGAUAUAAUAUUAAAACCAAAAAAAAAACAUUGUACUGAAACAUCUGUUAACAUUUAUUCUCCUAUUGAUGAUAGCGAUGAUUGGUUCAAUGAUGACCUACUUCCGGAUCUGGUGUCUGAAGCUGAAUUGAAAAGUAAUUCAAAAAGUCCAUUAACAAUUUCAGAUGAAGAUUCUGAUAAUAUUUUAUUAUUCAAUAAUGACAAGAAUAUUGAUUUUGAUAAAAAAAGAUACAAGCCACUGAUGUUAUCGACUAGUAAAAAGAAAAGUCAGCAAAGUAAGCUAGAAAAACAAGGAUUUUUAAGGGUGAAAAGUAAUUUCCAAAAAGAAGAUGAACAUGUAUCGGCAUCGGUUUUUAAUUCCACUAAACGAGAUGAACCUACAAAACAAGUGAAUUGUACGAUUAAGGUUCGAGUUGAUAAUCGUCUGUUUCUUAUACCUAUACCGUCAAACGAAGAAAGUGUGAAUUUAAAGUGGUUGGCAACUGAAGCUUCACGACGUUAUCAAAAGCUAGAAGGUGUAAAGCCAAUUUUGAAUUUAUCAACUGAAGACGGAGCUUUGUUGGACGAAAAUGAUCCAAUUAAUUUAGUAUUUGGUUUUCAAGAAAUAGUAGGCACUAUCGUCAAUUGGAGUACCGAAACAUUAACGGAGAUGUACAAAAAGUCUUCAGUUGAUUCAAAUACCGCUUUUGAUGAACGAGUUUCACAAUAUUUAGAUGUUUUACAAGCCACCAGUUGUUUGAAUAUGUCUGACUGUAUUGUGGACAAAAAUGUAUUAAGUAUUGCAUUGAACAUCGCUUGCCGUUAUCAAGGUUUACAAGUAUUGUGUUUGUCCGGUGUGGCCCUUGAAGACAGUGGAAUGAAAGUGCUAUCGGAAAAUCGUUCAAACCUACAACAAUUAUCCAAAAUAGAUUUGAGUUGCAACAAUAUUAGUUGGAUAGGUCUUAAACAUUGGAGUUUAACUGCACCCGACAAUAAAAGCCUGGCUAGCCUAGAAUCAUUGGAUAUUAGCCAUAACCCUAUAACCAAUGCCGGUCUAAUACAUUUGCGUGCAAUAACACAACACUGCAUUAGUCUGCGGUCGUUAUGGCUAAGAGACAUAGACAUUGACCAGGACUGUUGCGAUUAUGCGUCUGAACUGUACUUGGACAACAUCGAAGAUCUAGAUUUGAGUUUUAACAACUUGGGACGUACUGGAAUAUCUGGGUUCUUUACACGAUUGGAUCCCACGUGCUUGAAGUAUUUGAAUAUCCGUAAUACUGGUACAUCAACAGUAUUACGUGAGUGCGCAUUGUUUUUGGAACGAAGUCAAGCUGAUCAACUACAUUCAAUUGAUUUAUCAAGCCUAGACUUAGACGACGAAGACAUAGACAUACUCUGUAGUUGUUUGGAAUCUGCAGGGAACUUGCAGCAUUUGUGGCUGGCGAACAAUCCUAGAGUAACUCAGAUGAGCUUGGAUAGAAUUAAACAUUUGAGCGUUAAGUUUGUUUAUUUGGCGGGUUGUAAACCAGUGAAUGUUUCAUUAGUUGAUAGUAUCGAUCUUGAAAAAAUUUCGUUGACUGGUUAUGGACAAUCGAAAUUGUUUAAAGAAGCUCCUUAUAAUGUUAAAGUAUUGCUGUGAUUUAUUUAUUUGUGAAUUUUAAAUAACAUAUAUUUUACUUAUUAUUUAAACAGUAGUUUAUAAAAUGUUUAUUUUGAUAUUGAAUAAUAUUAAUUAAAUAGAAAUUAACUCUCAUUCAGAGUUAACUGUUUAGCUGGAAGUCUUU